This is a messenger RNA of Equus quagga, 2007 nucleotides long. RefSeq names its product solute carrier family 2 member 8 (gene SLC2A8). The transcript is spliced from 10 exons. Gene Ontology annotation, biological process: transmembrane transport. NCBI's taxonomy places the organism in Eukaryota, Metazoa, Chordata, Mammalia, Perissodactyla, Equidae. Gene Ontology annotation, molecular function: transmembrane transporter activity. Gene Ontology annotation, cellular component: membrane. The record is from RefSeq and is a predicted model, not a curated record. The coding region runs from base 38 to 1510 and encodes 490 amino acids.
GGCGCCGGCAGCAGUCGCCGGGCCUGUGGCAGUUCAGAUGUCAGGGCGGCCGGAGCAGGCGUUGGCCGCGGACAUGACGCCUGAGGACCCGGAGGAGACCCAGCCGCUCCUGGGGCGGCCCGGCGGCAGCGCUCCCCGCGGCCGCCGCGUCUUCCUCGCUGCCUUCGCCGCCGCCCUGGGCCCGCUCAGCUUCGGCUUCGCGCUCGGCUACAGCUCCCCCGCCAUCCCCAGCCUGCAGCGCGCCGGGCCCCCAGCCCCGCGCCUCGACGCCGCCGCCGCAUCCUGGUUCGGGGCCAUCGUAACCCUGGGCGCCGCGGCGGGGGGCGUGCUGGGCGGCUGGCUCGUGGACCGCGCUGGCCGCAAGCUGAGCCUCCUGCUCUGCACCGUGCCCUUCGUGGCCGGCUUUGCCAUCAUCACCGCGGCCCAGGACGUGUGGAUGCUGCUCGGUGGCCGCCUCCUUACCGGCCUGGCCUGCGGCAUUGCCUCGCUAGUGGCCCCGGUCUAUAUCUCUGAAAUUGCCUACCCCGCAGUGCGGGGGCUGCUUGGCUCCUGUGUGCAGCUGAUGGUCGUGACAGGCAUCCUCCUAGCCUACCUGGCAGGCUGGGUCCUGGAGUGGCGCUGGCUGGCCGUGCUGGGCUGUGUGCCCCCCUCCUUCAUGCUGCUGCUCAUGUGCUGCAUGCCCGAGACCCCACGCUUCUUGCUGACUCAGCACAAGCGCCAGGAAGCCAUGGCCGCCCUGCAGUUCCUGUGGGGUUCCGAGCAGGGCUGGGAAGAGCCCCCUGUCAGGGCUGAGCACCAGGACUUCCACCUGGCCCAGCUGAGGCAUCCUGGCAUCUACAAGCCCUUCGCCAUUGGCAUUUUGCUGAUGGCCUUCCAGCAGCUGUCAGGGAUCAAUGCUGUUAUGUUCUAUGCAGAGACCAUCUUUGAGGAAGCCAAGUUCAAGGAGAGCAGCCUGGCCUCGGUCAUCGUGGGCAUCAUCCAGGUGCUGUUCACGGCCGUGGCAGCCCUUGUCAUGGACAGAGCUGGGCGGAGGCUGCUCCUGGCCUUGUCAGGUGUGAUCAUGGUGUUCAGCACCAGUGCCUUUGGUGCCUACUUCAAGCUGACGCAGGGUCCCCCCAGCAACUCCUCACACAUGGACCUCUUGGCGCCUGUCUCCUUGGAGCCCGCAGAGGCCAGUGUGGGGCUGGCCUGGCUGGCGGUGGGCAGUGUGUGCCUCUUCAUCAUCGGCUUCGCUGUGGGCUGGGGACCCAUCCCCUGGCUCCUCAUGUCUGAGAUCUUCCCUCUGCAUGUCAAGGGCUUGGCCACUGGCGUCUGCGUCCUUACCAACUGGCUCAUGGCCUUUCUGGUGACAAAAGAGUUCAGCAGCCUCAUGGAGGUGCUCAGGCCCUACGGUGCCUUCUGGCUCGCAUCUGCCUUCUGCAUCCUCAGUGUCCUUUUCACUUUGUUCUGUGUUCCUGAAACCAAAGGAAAGACUUUGGAACAAAUCACAGCCCAUUUUGAGGGGCGAUGACAGCGCCUUCCCGUGAGGGGCUGCCCUUCCUAGCUAGGCCGGCUUUGAGCUUCAGAGGGGAUGGAGCCCGCCUGUGACUCUGAGCUAGGCCUCAUCCGGAGCCUGGAACCCCUGCCUGCCCCAGAUUCCCAGGGAGCCAGGAGCCAGGACCACAGGCCUUCGGAGCCUUGUCCUCUGGGGUCUCUCCUUCCUGCCCAGCUCUCCGAAGCCCAGUGAACCAUGGGUGUGAGGUUUCCAUCCCCUGGAUCCAGUGCCUGCUGCUGCUCUGCCCCCGCGGAGGAGGGGACAUCUCAGAGGGCUUCACUGCCCUGUGGUCAGCCCGCCAGGAGCUGUCUCCGUCAUGACGCCAAAGGGACAGCGGAAGGGACUCUUGGCUCCUCGUUUUCUGGAGGAGGUGCUUUUGGAGACUGAGUGAUGCUGGCCAUAGUUUCUCCUCUCAUGUGGCUGCAUUAAUAGGAAGGUCUUUUGUUUGCCAAAUAAAGCUUUGACUCAGAAAA